UGCAAUGGAUGGAUGCUUUUUUUACAAAAUAUUUGUCUUAGUGUAAACAAAAUGUUUCCCUCCCGACACAUUUUACGCAUCGAUAUACUCCGCGCUGUUGCGGGAGGCUGCUGAAUCUUAAUAAAUGCUCCGGGAACAACGGGUUUUUCAGUUAUAAUUUGAAGAUUAACGCUAGCUGAAGCUGUUUGAAGUGGCUACGCUCACAGCUAGCUCCUAUCCUUUGCUGUCUACCAUCGCAUUCUUGUGUCUCCUGCCUCGGGAAUGUUCUCCAAAAAACCUCAUGGGGACGUCAAAAAGUCAACACAGAAAGUGUUGGACCCAAAGAAGGACGUGUUGACGAGGCUCAAACAUCUCAGAAUAGUCAUAGAAAAUGCAGAGCCCUCAGACCUGAAGCAGUUCUUCGACCUGAACUACUCUCACAUCUACUAUGUCUUCUUCGAGAACUUUGUCACCAUCGAGGUCAGCCUCAAGCAAAAAGGUCACAAGUCUCAAAGGGAGGAGCUGGACUCAAUCCUCUUCAUCUUUGAGAAAAUCCUCCAGCUCCUACCAGAGAGAAUUCAGAGGCGAUGGCAGUUCCACAGCAUCGGGCUGAUCCUCAAGAAACUGUUGCACACUGGGAACUCUCUAAAGAUCCGCCGUGAAGGUGUGCGCUUGUUCCUGCUGUGGAUGCAGGCGCUACAGACCAACGCAGAGCGCGAGCAGCUCUGCAUGUUUGCCUGUUUGAUUCCCGGCUUCCCGGCUCCACUCUGCCACGGGACCCCACGCACCUUGGACACACUGAUCAAUCCGUCACUGAGCUUAACAGAGACUCAAGUGACCCCAGAAGAGAUCACUCCACUGGUUCCUCCCCAGUCAGGUGACAAGAACCAGGAAGACCUCACUGCUUAUUUUCUAGAAGCGCUACUGAAAUACAUGGCCAAGUCUCUGGAGUGGCGUUGUAAAGACAACCAUGAGCGCGGUUUCAGCUUCCUGUUUGGUCACUUCAGGAAGUUUUACCUUUCUCUCAUCUUUCCCAACUUUGCCAUGGAAACCAGCCUCUACAGCCCCAUCCUGGAUGUGCCUCCGAUGCGGUCAAAGCCCUACUACAGCGUGGUGCGCAGGGAGCAGGACGGUGGCGAAACCAUCUACUGCACCAAGGAGAGUUUCCUUCAGGCUCGAGUCAUCUUCAUCCGCUGGCUGGUUUCUUUCUGGCUGGAGCCACGACCCAACACGCACACGCACAUCCCAGGAACAGAGGGAGAGAACGUCCCCAAGAACAUACAGCGAGCAGCAGCCGGACUGGCCGCUCGCUCUGCAGGCAGCUCAGAAGACAGCAUUGUAGGAGGCAUCCGAUCUGACAACCACCUGGAAAGUAGCGGGAGCUCAUUAGGACCAGGAGGAGGCAGCAUGGGGAUCUGCGGGGGUCCGGGGACUGGGGGUGAACCUGAACAGAGUCACUCCAACACGUCUACGUUGACAGAGAGAGAGCCCAGCUCCUCCUCACUCUGCUCCAUGGAUGAAGAGCAGCUAACGGACAUGGAGGUGGUCAGGAGAGUCCUUACCUGCUCCAGAACCAACGUCAACUUCAUCACUGAGAUCUUUAGACAGGCCUUCCUCCUUCCAAUGUGCGAAGCUGCAGCAAUGCGAAAAGUGGUCCGUGUUUACCAAGAGUGGAUCUCCAUGGAGGACAAGCCAGUGUUUAUGAAGGAGCCAGAGGAGGGACCCUACCCCAUAGCCACUGCCAGCAGUAUGGAUACAGGCUCUCGGCUCGGAGACAAGGACGAUGAGGUGAGGAGUCAUCUGAAAUCAGACAUAUAAUCAUCUGCUAUACUUCAAAGUACAGGUGGAUCGAGUGAACAGGUCUAAACCGUGUGUUUAUUUUCCUCUCAGGGAACAAACAGUGUUCAUGCAGGAGUUCAGACUACACUACAGGUCUUUAUCACCCACUCCUCUAACGUUUUCCUCCUGGAGCCGGCCAACGACAUCAAGAUCCUUUUAGAGGAGCACGUUGACAUGUGCAAGAGAGUCUUAAACAUCUACCGCAGCCUCGUCAUGCAUGAGACAAUGGACCAGAAAACAUGGGAGCAGAUCUUACUGGUUCUGCUGAGGGUGACAGAGUCUGUGAUGAAAAGACCUCCAUCCAUCAUGCCCCCGGGCAAGAAGAACAACACACUGUCAGGCAGAUUGGCUGGACCUAUCUUUCAGACACUGAUAGUAGCCUGGAUUAAGGGGAACCUGAACGUCUACAUCAGCAGAGAACUGUGGGACGACCUCCUCUCCGUCCUCUCCUCCCUCACCUGCUGGGAGGAGCUGGUGACGGAGUGGUCGCUAACCAUGGAGACCCUCACCAAGGUGUUGGCCAGGAACCUGUACAGUGUUGAUCUGAACGAGCUGCCUCUGGACAAACUCAGUGAACAAAAACAGAAGAAGCAUAAAGGAAAAGGUAUAGGUUCGGAGGGCCAGCGGCAGAUUGUGGAUCGUUCCUUCUCUAAAGGCUGGAGCAGAGACCAACCAGGCCAGGCGGCAGCCAUGAGGCAACGGAGCGCCACCACCGCCGGCUCACCAGGCAUCGAAAAGGCCAGGAGUAUCGUCCGCCAGAAGACUGUAGACCUCGAUGACCCACCGAUCACGCUGACGUCCCGCCCGUCUCGGAUGCGCCACUCCUCACAGAGCGACGAGGCUCCCCCGGCCUCCUGCUCCGAGGUGUUCCAGGCGGCGGGGGCUUGCGACCUGGAUCCACCAGCCCCUUCCUCCCUCGCGAGGAGCAGCAGCGCCUCCGAUGUCAUGGAGCCUUUCAUCGCAGAGCGGGUCAAAGGUGAAGACCCACAGAGGGAUCCCAGUCUAAUCCCAAACCCCCACCUCCACCAACACCACCACCACUCCACAGCCGCUUCUAGCCACACAGCUCAACCACUCCCACACCUCCUCCACUCCUCUUCUCCCACCCCUUUUACCUUCUCCAAUGGUGUUGUUUCCUCUACCUCAGAUGGACAAGAUGACGGUAGUGUGUGUGACCAGUUCUGGCAACAGAGCGGCUCUCAAAGCCGAGGUUCUAGUUCCGAUUGGGUAAGCGACUGGGAUUCCGCCUUCAACUUUUCCUCUGAAAAAGAAAUAGAUGUAGAGGAGGGUGAAACAGGGGCUGCGGGAGAGGACGAUCUAUUCUCCUCUAUUCGGGACUAUUUAACUCACAAGGGAGCUGAGAGGAAGGAGGAGGCAGGAGAGAGAGAUAGUCCCGGUCACGCAUUAGAAAACAAUGCUGCACCUUCCCCUGUACCUGUGCACACCGGGGUAGCUAGAACGCAAGUAGAAAACGCAGGACAGGUAGGAGAGGCAAAAAAGGUGGUAAAAGAGGAGAGGCAGGUUGUAACAGAGGACAGGCAGGUAAGUAAAUCAGUGAGACACAGCAGCGUUGAUUCGAUAGAGGAGAACGACACAGAGCAGCGGAGCAUCUACGAGUGUCUGGAGUUGCAGUGUCAGUGGCCUUCACCCAAUGCUAAGGGGAGUGCUAGUUUAGAGAGACACACCGGGGAGAAGGAGAAAAGGGGGGGAAGUACCGGAAGAGGAGGUGGGUGGGAGGGAAAGCCUGAUAUAUGUAGGGAACGGGGAGAAGAGAAAAAGGAUGUUAAAGAAGUAUCUGCAAGCGAUAGGUUUCAUUUAAUCAGACAGGAUGCUAACGUAACAGAAUCUAGCACUGAACCAAUUCAAACUCCCCAAAUUGUUGAUCCAGCUAAGCACAAGAUGUCCCGUAUUAAUGCCAAGAAGCUUCAUUCCGGGGGUGUCCAUGUCAGCUUUAGGCCCUCCACCGAGUCUGUCCAGUUUCACAACCCCCUCGAGAGCAAAGAGGCCCACUGGAAAGCCAGGCUGCGCCGCCUCAGUCACUUCCACACUCAUAGCCACUCAGCCGGUGAGAGGCAGGGGUCUGGAGCUGGGGCGGGGUCAGGGGGCAAGCUUGGAGCAGGGGGUGCAGGUAAGUUCGGCUCUGUGGCAGGUAUUGGCCAUAGAGUAGGGGCGCAUGAGAGAGCAGGCUCUGGGACUGUUACUGACAACAGCGGGGCAGGGGGCGCAGCAGGUGCCGGAGGCCUGGAGAACCGGGCCGGUACCGGAGCGGGAGACAAGGACAAGCAGCAGCAUCAUGGAUCUUGUUCGGGAUCCGGUCAGGGUCCCGAGGCUCACUCAGAGGCCUCGCCAAGCAGUUCAGGGUCCUCUGGAGUGUCCUCAGGGGUGCGUGGCCGCCUGGGGCGCUCCGCCUUACGAUCUCGGGCCUCCCGCUCACGCUCCCAGGAGCCGGGCAGCACCGUGUCACGGCACCACCAGGGGGCUCUUCUCGGUGGCAUGUAUAAGACUGUGGUUCACGCUCUGUCCUCCAAGCCCCGGCCUAGGGGUCAGGGGUCAUCCCAAGGCUCGUCGCCACAGCGGCAAGGCAGGGCUGCCAUGGGCGACGCGUCGCUAAGAGACCUCUACUCCCACGUCCUGGGCUACUUUGGACGAAAGACGACCACGCCAGCCAACAAAGAGGAGGUGGUUCAGAAGGCUCGUCCAGUCUCUAGCGAUGUAGGAAGCACCAACCCAAACUUUUCUGACCUCAUGGAUGAGUUCAUCCAGGAGAGACUGAGGGCCAAAGGAACAGCGGGCCGUCGUGGCAGCAGCCCAGGCAGUCUUGAGGUUCCCAGGGACCUGCCGGAGCUCUUGGAGGCUGGACAGAGUCCUGGAUCCCGACCCUCAGAUGACCCUCGGCCUAUUGAUGAUCCGGGUGUUCCUUCUGAGUGGACGUCACCCGCUAGUGCCAGCGGCUCCGAUGUCAUCAGCUCUGACAGCCAGUCGGACUCCUUUAACGCCUUUCAAUACUCCACCUGCAAGUUUGAUAAUUUUACUUUCACUUCAGAAGCAGGCGCAGGUGGAGUUGGAUCUGGAGGAGGAGGACGAGGCAGCUCACUGGACCAGGACAGCCUGGGAGGAGGCGUGACCUGUGAAGAACACGAAGUAGAAAGUUUGACGACGCUUCACAUUGACUCAGAGACCAGCAGCCUUAGCCACACUGUCACUGUGACUGGUUCUGAGAGUGCGUCUCCCAUGCAUUCCCUCGGAGGCUCUCGUUCUCAGACGCCGUCCCCUGCCACGCUGACAGCAGAGCACACCGAUCGCACACACUCCCACUCGCACACACACCUCCAGCUAGAACAGAAGCUCCACAACUCUGUCCUACAGACCCCCGAUGACCUAGAAACGAGUGAGUUCCCAAGUGAGGACUGCAGUGUGAUGGCAGGUGGCUCGCUAACUGGAUGGCACGCAGAUGUUGCCACAGUAAUGUGGCGGAGGAUGCUGGGUAUCCUGGGGGAUGUCAAUACCAUCAAAGAUCCAGAAAUCCAUGCUCAGGUCUUCGACUACCUUUGCGAACUGUGGCAAAACCUGGCUAAGAUCAGAGAUAAUUUGGGUAUUUCUCAUGACAACCAGUCAUCACCCCCUCCCCCUGUUCUGAUCCCACCACUGAGGAUCCUCACUCCAUGGCUCUUCAAGGCCACCAUGCUGACAGAGCGUUACAAGCAGGGGAAGCUUCAUGCCUAUAAACUGAUCUGCAGGAUCAUGAAGAGGCGGCAAGAUGUUUCCCCAAACACAGACUUUCUCACACACUUCUACAACAUCAUGCACCAAGGACUGCUGCACCAAGACCAGGACAUUGUGAACACCAUCAUCAAGCACUGCAGUCCCAGGUUCUUCAGUAUCGGUCUACCUGGAGCCACCAUGUUGAUUCUGGACUUCAUAAUUGCAGCUUCUAGAGUCACUGCCUGCUCAUCACUAAAUGCCCCGAGAGUGGAGGCCCAGAUUCUGCUUGGAUCUCUGGUGUGUUUUCCCAACUUGUAUGGGGAACUCCCGGCCCUCCAUCCAACCACAGCCGACGUGGUGCUCACCAAGUUCCCUGACGUCAAGGAGCACAUUAUCAAAACCAUCCUGACCUCUGCCCGGGACGAACCCUCAGCACCUGCUAGGUGUGUGGCUCUGUGCAGUCUGGGGAUCUGGCUGUGUGAGGAGCUGUCUCAUGGGACUCAACAUCCACAGAUUAAGGAUGCUCUCAAUGUCAUCUGUGUCACUCUGAAGUAUCCCAAUAAGAAUGUAGCACUGGUGGCGUCAGACAUCCUUCACCUUCUCAUCAGUCACGUGGAUCAUCUUCUCAAAUUCCCUCCCGACACUCCAAAGAAGAUCGUUGAGAUUUUGAUUGCCACCAUCACGUACCUGCUGCCUACUACUGAGUCCUCUCCACAUGAGCUGGAUAAGAGGCUGGUAGUGUCCCUCCUGUUGUGUCUGCUGGACUGGGUGAUGGCUCUGCCUCCAAAGACUCUCCUUCAGCCUGUUCAAACACAAAGCCCCUUAGACAGGGAGCAGCCCACCAAGACCCUGCUCAGCUGUAUUUAUAAGGUGUUGCACGGGUGUGUGUACGGAGCUCAGUCUAUCUCCAGCGCCAAGUAUAAUCCGCUGCAGCUGUCAGACCUGCUCAGUCCAGACUACGACCCCUUCCUGCCAUUAGAGAGCCUCAGAGAACCAGAACCGCUACACAGCCCGGACUCUGAACGCUCCAACAAACUACAGCCAGUCACUGAAGUUCGUAGCCGUAUUCAGCAGGGCCUGGUUUCCAUAGCAGCCAGGACAGUUAUCACCCACCUGGUCAACCAUCUAGGGCAUUACCCCAUGUCUGGAGGGCCUGCUACUCUGUCUAGCCAGGUUUGUGAGAACCAAGACAACCCGUACUGUGAGAGUGCAGAUCUGGGACCAGAACUAUUCCACUCACCAAACCUACAGUUCCUGGUUCUGAACGGCUCCACGCUGCUUUCAGUGCUUCAGAUCCGGUCAGAGUCUGGUGUACCGGGAGGCGGAAUGACAGCCGGUUUGUCCUCCGCUCCCGCCUGCGUUCGGGUCAUCAUCCGAGACAUAGCCGGAAAGCACUCUUGGGACUCCGCCGUCCUUUACGGGCCCCCACCGUGCUCCCCAAGCAGCCCGGCACACACCCUCCUGACACACACACAAUCGCCUCACAGUGCGAAUCUCCAGUUACGCACCCCACCAGGCGGUCCGGUGAAAAAGACAGAAGCUGAGAGAGGAGAAGUAGAGGAAGACGGGCAGGAGGAAAGAGAGUCUGAGGAGGGAGGACGAGGGACGGAGGGCGAAAGGCAAGAGUUGGAGGGAGAGGGAGAGGAGGAAGAAGGAGAGGAGAGGAAAGUCGCUGAGAAGGAAAGAGGAGGAGAAGAGGAAGAGGAGGAGCAGGAGGAGGGGAACACGGAGUAUAGAAUGGAUGCGGAGGGGGAUAGAGGAGAGCCGUGCUCAGAACAGCUCCUGGCGCCGCCAUUGGCUAAGCGCGUGUGUCGGGAGGCGGUGCCGGCGUGGGAUUCGCUUAGGGAAGGAGAUGACGCACUGGAUGAAAUGCUGCAGUAUCUGGGAUACUCCAGUCCAGAAUGUCUUCAGAGGGCAGGCAUGCCGCUCAACAUCCCGGCCCCUCCUCCAGCCUGUGUUUCAGAAAAGCAGGAGAACGACGUGAUCAACGCCAUCCUGAAGCAGAGUGCUGCCGAGCGAGAGUUCGUCCUUCAUAGAGGUGAGGAUUUGAACAUGAGAGCAGUGCAGCAGCCUGAACCAGAGACCCAGACACCACAGUCUGCCUUCUACUACUGCAGACUAUUAAUCAACAUACUGGGACUCAACUCCUGGGAGAAGAGGACUAACUUUCAUUUGUUGAGGAAAAACGAGAAGUUGCUGAGAGAGCUGAAGAACCUGGACUCACGGCAGUGCCGUGAGACUCAUAAAAUAGCAGUAUUUUAUGUGGCUGAGGGCCAAGAGGACAAACACUCCAUCCUAACCAACACAGCGGGCAGCCAGGCCUAUGAAGACUUUGUGUCUGGACUGGGCUGGGAGGUGGACCUCACCACUCACUGCGGCUUCAUGGGAGGUCUCCAGAGGAAUCGCAGCACAGGCCAGACCACGCCUUACUACGCCACCUCCACCACCGAGGUCAUCUACCACGUGUCCACGCGCAUGCCCCACGACCAAGACCACAACCUCACCAAGAAGCUGAGACACUUGGGUAAUGACGAGGUCCACAUCGUUUGGUCGGAACAUUCCAGAGACUACCGUCGAGGGAUCAUCCCCACUGAAUUUGGAGACGUGCUCAUCGUCAUCUACCCCAUGAAGAACCACAUGUACUCCAUCCAUAUCCUUAAAAAACCUGAGGUGCCAUUCUUUGGUCCACUGUUUGACGGUGCUAUAGUGGACAUGAAGAUUUUGCCCACCAUGGUCAGAGCCACAGCCAUCAAUGCCAGUCGAGCUCUCAAAUCACUCAUUCCUCUAUACCAGAACUUCUACGAGGAACGCGCCCGAUACCUAGAAACCAUCGUGCAGCAUCACCAGGAGCCGACCACAUUCGAGGAUUACGCAGCUCGCGUCUACAGCCCCGCUCCCUGCACACACCUGCCUUCUGACACAGGCUCCUGCCUCGAGAUUCUUCGGGGAGAAAGUCCGGCACUUGGGGAGGCCGGGAGCGACUCGGCGUCCCCCAUGUCUCCUCGGACUAGCAAGAGCCGCAUGUCCAUGAAGCUGCGACGCUCCUCUGGAUCAGCCAAUAAGACUUGAGCUGUUUUUUUUUUUUCUUUUUUCUUUUUUUAACCGCAGCUCAGCCGGAACUGACACUUCAUAUCACGUUACUCCUUUUAUGAAAGACAUUCAGUCUGUAAAACGGUUCUGUUAAAAAAAUUAAAAAUCCCCCCUCCCU
This is a messenger RNA of Scomber japonicus (chub mackerel), 8728 nucleotides long. It is a transcript of the gene ralgapa1, whose product is annotated as Ral GTPase activating protein catalytic subunit alpha 1. The record is from RefSeq and is a predicted model, not a curated record. Gene Ontology annotation, biological process: positive regulation of GTPase activity; regulation of small GTPase mediated signal transduction. NCBI's taxonomy places the organism in Eukaryota, Metazoa, Chordata, Actinopteri, Scombriformes, Scombridae. Gene Ontology annotation, cellular component: cytoplasm; nucleus. The transcript is spliced from 44 exons. Gene Ontology annotation, molecular function: GTPase activator activity.